UUCACUCGUGGUUUCCAUGGCCUUGACUCGCUUCAUUCGUCAGCCAUCACCCUGGUUCCAACUCACGGCCUGCAGGUGUGAGGAGAGUUUGGCCUCGCCUCUGGCCUACAGCUCCUUCACCAGCUCCUCCGUGUUGGCGGGAGGCUACGGAGCGGGUUAUGCCAAACUCAACCGCAGGGCUGGUGCUGGGGGCUGGUCGCCGAUGUACAUGGACCAUUUCCAGUGGUUACAAGUGGACUUGGGUUCUAGAAAGCAGGUAGUUGAGGUAGCAACACAGGGCCGCUACAGCAGUGCUGACUGGACCAGCCACUACCGACUGCUCUACAGCGACACAGCCAGAAACUGGAGGCCUUAUCUACAGGAUGGGAACAUCUGGACAUUUCCAGGGAACUCCAACAGUGAGGGUGUGGUGCGUCACAAGCUGCAGCAUGCUAUCUUAGCUCGCCACAUCCGCUUUGUCCCACUGGACUGGAACAGGGAGGGACGCAUCGGCCUCAGAGUGGAUGUCUAUGGCUGCCCAUACUGGGCGGAUGUGAUCAGUUUUGAUGGCCAAAGUGUUAUCUCAUACCGCUUCAGGAGCAAGAAGAUGAAGAUUGUGAAAGACGUUAUCUCUUUAAAGUUCAGGACAUCAGCUAGAGAUGGAGUGCUUCUUCAUGGGGAAGGACAGCAGGGAGACUACAUCACUCUGGAGCUCCGCAAGGCUCGGCUGCAACUAAGCAUCAACCUGGGCAGCAACCAGUACGGUUCCAUUCAGGGCCACACUUCAGUUACCAGUGGAAGCCUGUUGGAUGAUGAGUACUGGCACUCCGUUGUCAUGGAGCGUUAUAGAAGAAAUGUGAAUUUCACAUUGGACCACCACACUCAGCAGUUCAGGACCAAUGGAGAGUUUGACCACUUGGACCUAGACUAUGAGAUCAGCUUUGGAGGGUUGCCAGUUUCAGUGAAGCCUAGUUUGGGAGGGCGAGAGAACUUUGUGGGCUGCAUGGAUGGAAUCACCUACAAUGGAGAGAACAUCACCAGCCUGGUCCGGAGGAAGAAGGUUGACACCUCCAGCUUUCAUAACCUGACUUUUUCUUGCGCGGAGUCUCACUCCUUUCCAGUCUUCUUCAACUCCUCAUCCUUUCUGCGGCUCCUGGGGCAGGGUGAGAGUGAUAUGUUGUCUGUCAGUCUGGCCUUUCGUACAUGGAAUCCCAGUGGGCUGUUGAUGUACACCGUCCUGGCAGAUGGCAUGGUGGAAGUAGGGCUAACAGAUGGCAAGGUGACCGUCUACAUCAACGUGACACAGAAGAAAAAGACACGCAUUGAGAUCUCAUCAGGAUCUGGUUUGAAUGAUGGCCAGUGGCACAGCAUCCAUCUGAAUGUCAUGGAUAACUAUGCCAUGUUGACUAUUGAUGGAAAUGAGGCCUCCACCAUCAGAACAGCCAUCCCUUUUCAAAUCAAGACUGGGGGGACCUACUACUUUGGAGGCUUUUCCCUGCAUACGAACACACCUCCUCUUCAGCGCUCCUUCCAGGGCUGCAUGCAAAUGAUACAUGUUGACGACCAGCUGGCUGACCUCAAGGCUGUAGAGCAGGGCAUCAUUGGAAGCUUUGAAAAUGUUAGCCUUGACAUGUGUGCCAUCAUAGACAGGUGUGUUCCUAAUCACUGUGAGCAUAGUGGUCGUUGCUCUCAGACAUGGGAUACUUUCAGCUGCAAUUGUAACGGCACUGGCUACACUGGAGCUACAUGUCACACCUCGGUGUAUGAACAGUCCUGUGAAGAGUAUAAGCAGUUGGGAAAGGGGUCGGGAAGCUACUGGAUUGACCCGGAUGGUAGUGGACCUAUCCCUCCCUUCAAAGUCUACUGUGACAUGAAAGAGGACAAGGCAUGGACCACAGUAAAGAACAAUCUGUCUCCUCAGACGUCAGUGACCAGUGCAGACCAGGAAGGAAAGUCGGUGCUGCAGCUCAGUUACAAUAUGACAACUGAACAGGUGUUAGCGAUUACCAACAAUGCUGAGCACUGUGAACAAAAUAUUGCCUUCACAUGCCGCAUGUCUCGUCUGCUCAACACUCCAGAUGGUGUCCCGUUCACCUGGUGGGUGGGAAAAGCCAAGGAGAAACAUUUCUACUGGGGUGGGUCAGGGCCUGGGAUCCAGAAGUGUGCCUGUGGUAUCGAACGCAACUGCACCAACCCAAGAUACUUCUGCAACUGUGAUGCUGACCAGCGCCAGUGGAGGGAGGAUGUGGGCCUGUUGGUGUAUAAGGACCACUUGCCAGUCAGCCAGGUGGUGGUGGGGGACAUCAAUAGGCCUGGAUCUGAAGCCAAACUCACUGUAGGGCCGCUCAGAUGUCACGGGGAUCGUAACUAUUGGAAUGCAGCGUCUUUUACUAGCCCAGCCUCCUACCUGCACUUCCCUGCCUUUAGAGGAGAGACCAGUGCUGACAUCUCCUUCUACUUCAAGACUUCUUCAGUCUAUGGAGUAUUUCUGGAGAACCUUGGCAGCACCAACUUCAUACACAUCGAACUGAGGGCUGCCUCGGUGAUUUCCUUUUCUUUUGACGUGGGAAAUGGCGUGGAGGAACUCAGUGUGCGUUCUCCUACUCCGCUUAAUGACGACCAGUGGCAUCGUGUGGAGGCAGAUAGGAACGUCAAAGAGGCAAGUCUGCUACUUGAUGGACAACAUGGAGAGAUCCGCCCGGCUCCCACACAGGGACAGACCAGACUGGAGCUCUCCAGCCAGCUGUAUGUCGGACUACCCGCCAGCAUGACUUGUGUUUAUAGUGCCUCAGGUGGUCAGAGGGGUUUCCUGGGUUGCAUCCGUGCUCUCAAGGUGAAUGGUGUAACCCUUGACCUGGAGGAAAGGGCAAAGCUGACACCUUGGGUUAAGCCGGGGUGCCAAGGCCACUGUACCAGUUAUGGGAUUCACUGCCGGAAUGGAGGGAAGUGUGUGGAGCAGUACAAUGGUUACACAUGUGACUGUUCCCUCACUGCAUAUGAUGGGACUUUCUGCACCAAUGAUGUCGGUGGCUACUUUGAGACAGGAACUCUUGUACGCUACGACUUGCCACCAGAGAUGGGAUUUCCUGUGUUAGGGGACACGGAGAGACUUUCAGAUAUCGACAUUUCCAACGAGGCCAACUUGACACAGGAAGAGCUGUCAUUUAGCUUCAGUACCGCCAGCACCCCAAGUAUACUUGUGUACGUCAGCUCCAGGACACAGGACUACCUGGCUGUGGUGCUCAUGCACAACGGUGCUCUUCAGAUCCGCUACAGCUUAGGAGGGCUGAAGGAACCAUACACCAUUGAUAUGGACCACCGUAACCUGGCAAACGGACAUCCACAUCAUGUCAACAUUUCUAGGAACCUCAGGAACAUACGACUAAAGCUGGACCACUACCCAGUGUCCACCUACACUCUGCCUGAGGCCUCUGACACCCAGUUUAACCUGGUAAAGACCAUCUUCCUGGGGAAGGUGUUUGAAACCGGGCAAAUCGACUCCAUCCUAAUUGAACGAUACAACACACCGGGCUUUGUGGGAUGUCUGUCCCGAGUGCAGUUCAACAACGUGGCUCCGCUGAAGGCUGCCCUGCGUCCUGGCCUGGCUGCACCUGUUAACACGCAGGGCAUUCUGGUCCCGUCUAACUGCGGAGCCUCACCACUUACUAUCGCUCCCAAAGUACCUGUCAAUGACCCUUGGCAUCUGAACGCUGAUGGUGCUGUUUUCCCUUUCAAGGAGGAGAAAGUCAGUCAGGACAGGGUGGAUCGGAACUCUGCAAUUGUCGGAGGCAUCAUAGCCGUGGUGAUCUUCACUAUCCUGUGCGUUCUGGUCUUCAUGAUUCGACACAUGUUUCGUCACAAGGGCUCCUACCACACCAACGAGGCUAAGGGGGCUGAGUCGGCAGACUGCGCUGAUGCAGCCAUCAUCGUCAACGACCCCGCUUUCACAGAGACCAUCGAUGAAAGCAAGAAGGAAUGGUUUAUCUGAAAGCUUUCUGGACGAUGGACACCAUGACAUUGUGAAAUAAUUAUCUAGACUUAGGAAGUAGCGGUGAAUAGUGACCACUCGUGCUCCUUGUGAAUAUGGAGAGUGGUUUCACGUAAGCAACAAAGGACAUCUUGGCACCGCAGUGUUGUUAUUGGCAGAGCGGUGGGUUGUGGUGAACUGUGCCCAUGUUGAUAAUUGGAUGGUUCAUAUUAAUGUUACUUGGAAUGGCCAGUGUGAAAGGUUAACAAAGCCUUCAGACGAUGGAUUGACUGGUACCCUUA
This is a messenger RNA of Lampris incognitus (smalleye Pacific opah), 4248 nucleotides long. RefSeq names its product contactin-associated protein-like 2. Lineage: Eukaryota; Metazoa; Chordata; Actinopteri; Lampriformes; Lampridae. The transcript is spliced from 27 exons. Bases 17 to 3967 code for a protein of 1316 amino acids. The record is from RefSeq and is a predicted model, not a curated record.